UUCUUGCUUUAACAGGCGUCAGUAGUGCAUGUUUCUUUUUUACUAGAUGAAAAGUGUUUAUUAAUAUUAUUAAAGUGACAAGUGUUGUGUUUAAAUUUUAAAGUGCUUUUAAUUUGUCAGCAGUUUUUAAGUUUUCAAUUUGUGCUAAUAAGAAAAAAGUCUUAGAAACAUCAGAAUGAGACGAAGAUCACCUAGUUCAUCAUCGAGAGACAGACGAUCGAGAAGAUCACGAAGUGAAGAUCGACGAAGUGACAGAAGAGUCGACGAUGAAAAGGACAAGAGAAGAGAGGCUUGGUUGAUUCAACAAGAACGAGAAAGAGAGCACGAGAUUCGAAAACAGAAGAUGAUUUUCGAUUAUGAAUUAAAAAGAGCAGCUUUAUUAAAUAAAUCGAAUAAUAGUUCCCCUCGUAGUCAAAGUGCAAGCAGAGGCAAUGGUGGAAAUAAAAACAUCACUAAACCUCCUGUCAUGUCCGAAAAGCACGAGACACCAGGAGGAAGUGAACCUUUAUUUCGUGGACCGAGUACAUCGACGAAACCAACAGAAGCCGAAUUACGAACAAUAAAAGUUGAUAUUCAUCGAACUAUACCAGGACCAGUCAACACAAAUACAGAACUUCACCGAGAAAUAGUAAACCCUGAAGAUGUGAUUGUUGCUAGGCGUGAGGACGAGGGAAUUACACCAAUUUUUGAUCGAGUUGAAUUAAGGCCACCUGACAAGCCGAAAUUUCCUGCCGAAAUCGAACGUCGAGAAGUUUCAACCAUCAAUAUUGAAAAAUCAAGAAAAGAAAAUAAUUCGCUGAAACGACGAUCCAGAUCUUUAAAUUCACCAGAGGAGAAUAACAGAAGUACAAGAGAUCUAUCAUUAUCGCGACGUGCCAGAAGAGAACGUUCUGUGCAUAAUCAACGGAGAAGAAGUCAACGACGAAGUAAAUCAAGUGAUAGCAGCGACGAUAAUAGUUAUGAGCGAUACAGAAGAAAUGGAAGGAGUGAAAGAUCAAAUGAUCGUUCUCGUCCAUCGUCAUCUCAUCAUCACGAGAGAUCGAGUUAUUCAUCCCGACGACCAUCAUCGAGAGAGCGAUCUCGUUCAGGAGACAGAAGACGUGAUGAAAUGAGCCGACAGAGACGAAGCGAAAAUGUCAGAGAUUAUCGAGGAAGAUCUCGGGAGAGACGUGAUAAUUAUCGACAAUCUGAAAGAGAAAAUUCGGGACGCAGAGAGAGAGAAAUGAGUUAUCCUCACUAUGUAGAACAUAUACCAGUUCCCAUAUACUACGGGGAUUUCCCAAGACCGAUGAUGAUGGGACCGAUGAUGCCCCCAAUGCGUGGACCACCUCCAGUGAGGAAUCGGCCACCAUUUGGACCGAGGUUCCCGCCGAGAUUUCCACCACGAUUUCCCCCUCGUCCACGUUUCAAUCGUCAUCGAAGAGAAAUGGAAAACUUUGACAGCAGAAGAAACAAAUGGUUGAUUCAACAAGAAAGAGAAAGGGAACAUGAGCGUUUGAAACAACAAAAGAUUUUAGAUUAUGAAUUAAAAAGAGCAGCUUUAUUAAAUAAAACGAAUAAUAUUUUCCCUCGUAGCCAAAGUGCAAGCAAAGACAAUGAUGGAAGUAAAAGCAUCACUAAUCCUCGUGUCAUGUCCGAAAUGUACAAGACAUCACGAGAAAGUAUAUUUCGUGGACCGAGUACAUCGUCGAAACCAACAGAAGCCGAAUUACGACAAAUAAAAGUUGAUAUUCGUCGAAAUAUACCAGGAGCAAUCGCCACAAAUGUAAAACUUCAACGAGAAAUAAUAAACCCCGAAGAUGUGAUAGUAAAAAGACGUGAUGACGAAGGAAUUAGACCAAUAUUUGAUGCAAUUGAAUUAAAAACACCUGAUGACUCAAGAUUUUCCGAUGAAGAAGAAUGUGAAGAAAUUAAAACUAUUAGUUUUAAAAAAUCAGAACGAUAUAGAAGAAAUGGAAGGAGUGAAAGAUCGAAUGAUCGGUCACGUCCAUCAUCAUCACAUCAUCAUGAUAGAUCGAAUUAUUCACCCCGACGACGAUCAUCGAGAGAACGAUCUGGUUCAGGAGACAGGAGACGUGGUGAAUUGAGCCGAUCAAGGCGAAGAGAACGUUCUGUACAUAAUCAACGGAGGAGAAGUCAACGACGAAGUAAAUCAAGUGAUAGAAGAAAUGGAAGAAGUGAAAGAUCAAAUGAUCGGUCUCGUCCAUCAUCAUCACGUCAUCACGAUAGAUCGAGUUAUUCACCUCUACGAGCAUCAUCGAGAAAAAGAUCUGGUUCAAGAGACAGGGGACGUGAUGAAUUAAGCCGAUCGAGGAGAGAUGAUCGAGGAAGAUCUCGGGAGAGACGUGAUAAUUAUCGACAAUCUGAAAGAGAAAAUUCGGAACGCAAAUCGAGAGAAAUGACAACAGAUUCUCACAUAGAAGACAUAACAGUUCCUGUCUACUACGGGGAUUUCCCAAGACCGAUGAUGAUGGGACCGAUGAUGCCCCCAAUGCGUGGACCACCUCCAGUGAGGAAUCGGCCACCAUUUGGACCGAGGUUCGCGCCGAGAUUUCCACCACGAUUUCCCCCUCGUCCACGUUUCAAUCGUCAGUUUUAAAUGGUCACCGACAUUAAUUUCUUGAACCUCGAAAGUAAUUGCAAAGUGAGAACAUUUUUUAUUUGGUCACAUUUAUUUUGGCACGCAGAAAUUGCCGAAUCGAGUAAAUGAUACACGAGGACGAUCAUUAAGGAUAUUCAAAGGUGCCCAUCGAGAUUCUACAAAAGCAUCCAUGAAGAUCUUAAUAAUAAUUGAAAUCGAAGACCAACUGGGAAAUUUAAGUCGAGAAUUGAGACCUUUAUUAGAAAAUUUUUUUAUACACAUAAUGGUAAAAUUAUAUUUACACAUAAUGUAAAAUUUUUAGAUUUUCUAAAUUUUUAAUAUUUACUUUAAUU
Messenger RNA from Leptopilina heterotoma, 2934 nucleotides. RefSeq names its product peptidyl-prolyl cis-trans isomerase G-like (gene Fem). The record is from RefSeq and is a predicted model, not a curated record. Lineage: Eukaryota; Metazoa; Arthropoda; Insecta; Hymenoptera; Figitidae. Bases 176 to 2599 code for a protein of 807 amino acids. The transcript is spliced from 18 exons.